UCAUCGGUUAAUGUGAAACUCUUAAUGAAUAAAAAGAGCCAGCGACUCUGGUGGCUUUCACCUUAGUAUACACGUUCUGUAAUUAAUCUAUUCUACACUCUACAGUGCAGCUCGCUUCUAAUUCUAAGACUUCUACGCGCUUGGAAAGCGGACCUUGGGGCGAGAAAAAUUAGUCUACAACGCUCAAAACCCGAGUGCAAUUUUGCGCGCAAGAUCUGUUACUAAAGGCGAUCACCCUAAAAAUUUGAUAGCAGAUUUUCUUCUCUUGUUUCGACUUCUCACGAUAACUAAUUAAAGAACCUCUUAAAUUAAGCACCUUUAAAACGCUCAACCUUCCUAAAAACUACAACAUAACACAGUGAACGUUUGUAGCUUUGUGCGGCUGCUUCUGCAAAAUCAAUUUAUUAAUGUCCACGUACACGCAAUUGCGAGGGUUGCCGCGUCUGUUUCAACUGCGGAAAUCACUCGACAAGUUAAUAGACUGUAGCAUUCAGCGUUCAAAAUCGGCCGUUUCCACUCAAUCUCAACUACUUGCCAAAUGAGGUUGUUAAAUUUGUUUCAAUAUCUUUCCCAUGAUCAUUCCUUUGCAUUAAAGCCCGUUAAUUAACGAUGACAUCCCUGUCAUCCUCAUGAGCUUCGCUGAAGUAAUGUUUGUUUAACGGGCAGAGAUGUUAAGCCUUGAUUUCUCUCUAGGUACACAAACAAUACCGUGUCAUGUAUCACGUAAAUGUAAACUGAUUUCAUUGAGAGCCUCGCAACAUAAGCUCUUCUAAUCUUACGCGAUUGAGACAGCUGUAACGUUCAGGCUUACAACAUCCGAAAAACAGUUCUUUCAGCAAUGACACGAGAAUAAAAGAUAUAAAACAGUCAUGUUGAAUCGCGCUUUGUCCAUUUGUGCCACCAUAAUACAAAAGAAUUACGCAUAAAAACAAGCUGUCGUCGUCUGAACAAUUGUAGCUUAAUCUCCGGCUUGGGAUUAACGUGCAAAUGAGGUUCAAUUAGUCAGAACACUCUAAAGGCAACGCUAAUUUUCAUGUGAAAUCGUGUGAUAUAUUUACUAUCUACCAAGGCUUAGUUCAACUUGUGCGAAUGUGUGGCCCUUAAUCGAGAGCAUUGAGAGAACAACUUUUCUGAAAGAAAUCUCCGUUUAAAAGUGUGCUUUCUCGGGAUGACUGCAGCGCCAAAGUUCUUCAGUCGAUAGGUUUUACCAACCAGCGUAGCAACCAACGGGUAGACGAACAACAGGAACAACAAAGUGACAGCACCGAAUUUCGUCGAUUAAAUUGUCGCUUGGCGCGCUGAAACAACUGAAUGUGCAACGUUGGCGCAACGUUACAACGUACAAAGAGACGAUUUGUCAAAGUAAUGUGUUUAUUUGCCAUAAUUGUUGAUUAAACCAUUACAAUUCCUGGAAAGUAAUGAUUUCGCAAGGCAGAGUAAUGGACGCUUCAACUACAAGCAGAAAGUACAAAGAGCGAGAGGGAGAAAAUGUUACUUUAGGGAGCGUUGUUAACCGUUUAAAUUUAGCCAGUGAAAAGAUGGUCGCUAGCAACGCAAAGAAAGUGGCCAUUUUGGAAAGGUUACACCAGGCUAGCACGGUACACGAAUUUCCGACAUCGGGAGAAGUAAGAGAUCCACACGAGGUCAUCUUUGAAAUGAAGUCCAUGCGAAAAAGUUUGCAAAAUCAACUGAAAAAUGACGGCUAUAACACAGUAUGUCCCGAAGGAAGAUUGAAACAACUUUCAACAAGAAAACAAGCCCGAGGUGAGCGAGGUAGCUCGGCGAAGUCUUUAGGAAGAGUUUCAAACUCUUUAGCUCAUACAGAAGUUUUUACGAAGAGAAUUGAAAAGCAGAAAAAGUACUGCAGAAAAGAAUCGCGAGGGGCACCAUCAAACUCCAAGAAACAAAUCCCAAGCUGCUUAAAUGAGUUUACGAGAAAUCUUUAUAGCAGGCACAUGGCCGCUCCAACUCCUCGCAUAACUGUGGAAAAAAACGUCGAGGAUUAUGCAGAAAUGGACUUAGGGAAGAAUUCUACAUCAAUAGCUCGUACAAAUCUUAAAAACGAGACUCCAAUUCCAGAAAUUGACAUUGAUAACAAAUCGGAUGUGGAAAACUCUAACUGCAGCAGCGAAGAAGCGUCUUUUAUCACAGGUGAGGCAGAACAUGUAGUAGUAGAUCCCGAAAAGAUAUAUCCUCCGGAAGAGAUUUCAUUGAAAGAAAAAGAGGUGCUCAACAAACUCACUGAUCCGCAGUUGAAGGAAUCGCUGCAAAAUAUAAUCAAGAGACGAAGAAGCAGCGUGCGUUUUGUAAGAUCCGAGUCGGGAUAUGACAUAGCAAAUCUUGAGAAAACAAUCAGUGAACAACAGGAUGCAACUGCCGAUCAAUAUCGACAAGAACAAAUGGAACAAUUAGUGGAAAACGACAAAGCAGUGGAGGAAUCGCAAGACGGCGACGUGCGAAGUGUUAAAUCGGCGAAUUCUCGGCAAGUUUCGGUAAACCGCGAGCGCUCAACGAGCGCAGGAACUGUAACGUCCGAGAGAAGCCACAUUCCCACCAGUUCUCCGCAACCUCGAGCGCGCCAACGAAACCUUGCACGUCAAGAACAAAGAGUUCCCACAGCGAGGCGCAUCUCGUCAGCAAGAUCGUGUGUAAGCAACACGUCAAUUCAGACGCAAAGAAGCGUAAGUUCUCCCAUCCUUAGAAGGCCAAAGCUAGAAAUACAGACAGGAGAAACAAGAGUCAUUCGGCCUGCUACUACCAAGGGAUAUAUAUCCACCUUGUCUUCUAGAAAAGUUUCGCGCAAGCAAUUCGCCAUCUCUUGCCCGGAAAUUUCACAGCAUAGAGACGAAGCCAAAAACUUGGCCCAGGUAAAUAUGAUUCGAGAGUUUCUAUUGAUGUACGCUAAAGUGACAACAAAGAAGGACGAGGCACUUCCCAGACGCGUGCCAGUUCGUAUGAUGAGUCAAACACCCGAGUUUGUCAUCAAGAGUGCCAUUGGUCAGUUCUUAACGCGCGCUUUUCCGUCCGGGGAAAGCGAAGAAUGGACUGGACUGAGUAGCCAAUCGAAGAAGGAACGAUAUGAAGAGCAACAGCGUUCGAAGUUGUUAAGGAUUAAGAUUUGCAUGAAACAUUUGGCGUCUGUAACGUGAUAUAAAUGCGAUAUUCUGACUUGGGUCCUUAUUUUUAUUAAUUUUUCAGAAGGGGCAUGCAUUACACAAACAAUGCUCUUUAUAGUGAGGCCCACUUUCCAGGCGAAGAAAAAAAGCUAGGUUGAGAUUUCAUUAAUAAGCAUAAAAUGUCCAAAAAAACGCCUUUCAAAAAAAAGUAUUUGUAAAAUUGUUGCUAUGUACCUCAAUUUAUUAUUUCAGUCAUAUCAUUACUCCUGCGUUGACCGAGUCUUGCAACUUACUUUUUAAUAUUGAUUUGAAAGAAUAUUACUUCAUAUUUCAUUAUUGACUUGCAACUUAUUUAAGAUAAUACCAAAUAGUUUAAAUCA
Molecule: messenger RNA, 3496 nt
Organism: Orbicella faveolata
Lineage: Eukaryota; Metazoa; Cnidaria; Anthozoa; Scleractinia; Merulinidae
Source: RefSeq, a predicted model, not a curated record